AUGAGAUUUCUUAUAACAAUAUCUGAUUCAACAAAAGACAAAUGUAUUGAAAACCUUCAAGAAAUUGGAGAAUCAAUAAGCCAUGAUGCUGUCACAUUCAUUUUUCGUAGUAACGAAGCAGACAUAAAUGAAAUGUUCACUAUAUUUCCAAAAAUAGAUGGCAAUACUUGUAAAGAAGUUGUCGAUCAACCAAAACACAUAAAUACUUGUAUCAAUGGUACUCUUGACAAUGAUGACAUUUUUCCGAUCAAAAACCCUGGCAAUUUAAAUAAAUGUCCAUUUAAGGUAGGCAUGUCUACGCUGUUUCCUUUUUCCACUAUGAAAAACAAAGAAAAACUUAAGCUGUAUGACCGUGUUGAUGAUAUUAAAGGAUCUGAUUUUGAAAUCAUGAAAAUUAUCAAUGAAUAUUUUAACGCUACUUUGGAGAUUUAUUAUAUUUUUAAAACAGAAGAAAAUCCUUAUUCAGAUGUAGAGUUUAUACCUUUUGUCAUAAAUGGAAGCCUGGAUGCGUGUGCCGGUGGCAUAUACAGAAUAUAUGGCGACAUAGUUGAGUAUUCAGGAAUAUACGUCAGCCAGGGCAUAUUUUGGGUAUACUACGUCGAAAGAGAAGACAGAUCAUGGCAAAAUUUAAUGCACAAAUUGAAUGAUAUCUACAUCUUCAUGAUAUUCUACAUAAGUUAUUCAAUUAUAUGGUGCCUUAUACGUCUGUUUGAUGGGGAAGCAGUGUCAUUGAUGAAAACAUUGCUAUAUUGCUGGGGUGCACUCGUUGGCGCAUCGUCUUUGCAAGACCCAAGAUCACGAAAGCAGAAGUUUUUAACUUUAAUGUACUUGAUCAUGUGUAUCUAUCUAUCUGCGUACGUAAGCAUGCAGUUUUAUGCAUUCCUCACGAUAACCGCACCGCCUCAUACUUUUAAAACAAACAGUGACGUCAUGGAGUCAGGAAGAACUGCCUACUUAAAGGAUAUCACUAAAUACUUCAUAAGUGAUGAACGGUAUACUCGAUUCGCAAACAAAUCGGCCGAUUGCGUAUCGUUUCUCGACUGUUCAGAGAAAACCUUACUCUAUAAUGGGCUCACAGUUAUAUUACAAGGUUUCUUUUACAAUUUCCAAGCGGCGACGGCUGUGAAUGAUGAAGCUAGGAUUCUGCGAGCAACAGAGAAUAUGUUGACUGUGUACAAUGAAAUGAUAAUUAGGAAAGAUAGCCCGCUUGUGGAGAAGUUUCAAAAGGUUAUGCAGAGGUUGUUUGAAGCUGGUAUCACUAGGAGAUUAUUUACGGAGGCUAUUGGUAUUUCUGUAGUGGCUAAAGCAAAGAGUGCGAACACUAAUAUGAUAUCAAGUAGCUACAGCUGUCAAGCUGGAUGUUCGAUAACUUUAAAACAGUUUGCAGGAGUGUUCUAUGCUUGGAUUUUUGGAUGCAUCAUCUCAUGUGUGGUUUUUGUAUUAGAAAUAUUUCUGAAACGUGAAAAAAGAUUGUUGACGAAAAUUGAAUAA
This is a messenger RNA of Helicoverpa zea (corn earworm), 1491 nucleotides long. RefSeq lists its product as uncharacterized. The transcript has a single exon. Gene Ontology annotation, cellular component: membrane. Bases 1 to 1491 code for a protein of 496 amino acids. Gene Ontology annotation, molecular function: ligand-gated monoatomic ion channel activity. The record is from RefSeq and is a predicted model, not a curated record. NCBI's taxonomy places the organism in Eukaryota, Metazoa, Arthropoda, Insecta, Lepidoptera, Noctuidae.